AUGGAUGCGAAGUUGGGAGACGGCUACGUUGUAAAAAAGGAUUGCUAUAUUUUUCACGGAACAGAAGACGCAAUCUGCUCCUCUCUCCUGGAGGAAGUCUCGAAAAUCAAACGACAUCGAAAAUACAACAUUCAGAUGAUAGUUCUCACUGGUUCGCGUGAGAGAGCUUUUCAUCUGUUUUCUGAGAUAUGUAACUACGUUCGUUCUACACAAAUCCUGUGCCAUGUGUCGGUGGGGUCCAUAAAAUACGAGCGAGACCUAAAAGCACUUCAUUUAGGUGUGGAUAUCCUUGUCGUGACUCCAGGACGUUUGCCCCGUCUGUACAAAGGAAAUGAAAACUGCUUCACUUCGAUUCAUAGUGUGUUCAUUGAUCAAGCCGAGCUGGUUUUCUAUCGAUCUGUUCUCCAUCAGGUGUGUGUGUACUGUGUUCUGUAA
This is a messenger RNA of Blastocystis hominis, 435 nucleotides long. RefSeq lists its product as hypothetical. The transcript has a single exon. The record is from RefSeq and is a predicted model, not a curated record. Bases 1 to 435 code for a protein of 144 amino acids. Gene Ontology annotation, molecular function: nucleic acid binding; ATP binding. NCBI's taxonomy places the organism in Eukaryota, Bigyra, Opalinata, Blastocystidae.